AUGUUCGCUCUGAAUAAUUUGAGAGGAACGGAUAAAGAUAAUGAUGAGAAUUCAUCUACGAAAUAUUCAGUGUUAGAAUCAUCAUCCUCAACGUCUUCAGGGACGAAACGUCCAACAAAGAUUAAUCCUCCAUUAUGGAAUACGUGGGAAUUUGGCUUUUAUUAUUUUAUUGUUACAAUUUCCAUUAUUCUUAUGUUUAAGGUUGGACAUGAUUUGAGUAAAGGAAUGAUGUCAAUAGAUAGUGAAUUUAAAACGCAUCCAAACUAUACGAAAUAUUCUCAGAGAUUACAAGAUGGAUGGUUAUUUAAUCGUAAAGUGGAUAAUAGUGAUAUACAAUUCGCAUCAUUUCGCAACCAUUAUGGUGCAUUAAUCCUUGCCUUAGUUAUUUACCUUGUUUUAAGUCAUUUAUAUCAAUUUUUUUUUGUACCAAAACCCCCAGCAAAAUUUCAGAGUCAACCUCUUAUAAGGACAUAUUUUUUCUUGGGUACAAAUUAUCUUAUACCAAAAGUAUUUGAAGGCUCGAUCGCAAAUCCAAUAAUAACUUGGAUAUUUAAUUUGGGAGUUUUGUUUUUAAAUGAAUCUUAUGGCAAUUACGGGUUUGGAAAUCUUAAUGAAAACUUGGCAUUUUUGGAUAACAAUCGUGGACUAAUAACCAGAUGGGAUGUCACUUUCAACAUAUGUAUGUUGCGGCUUGUGUCCUUUAAUAUGGAUUAUUAUUGGUCAUUUCACCCCUCUAACAAUUCCCCUGAGGUAAUCUUAGGAGAAUCGCAUAGAAAUGAUAGGGACCUUGCUCCUCUCACUGAAAAGGAUCGGAUCAUUGGACCAUGUUUUCAUGAAGACUAUAACUUUGUUUAUUAUUUAAGUUACGCUUUAUAUGCACCAUUGUAUCUAGCUGGUCCAAUUAUUACUUAUAAUAACUUUAUAGCUCAAUUGAGAUAUCCAUCUGAAAUAAAUCUCAAGGAAACAUUAAUAUACGGAGUUAGGCUUUUCAUUACAAUAAUGAUAAUGGAAUUUAUGCUUCAUUAUACAUACGUUGUUGCUAUUUCUAAAUCAAAAGCAUGGGAAGGUGAUUCACCACUUGAACUUGCUAUGAUUGGUGUUCUCAAUUUACAAUUGGUUUGGUUAAAGUUAUUGAUUAUCUGGCGUUUCUUUAGAUUUUGGGCAAUGUCAGAUGGAAUAAACACUCAAGAAAAUAUUUUAAGGUGCAUGUUAAAUAAUUAUUCGACUGCUGGAUUCUGGCGUAGCUGGCAUCGAAGCUAUUAUAGGUGGUUAAUUCGAUAUAUUUAUAUUCCACUUGGUGGAAAUAAACGUACUACACUUAAUAUGUUGAUCAUUUUUAUAUUUGUAGCUUUGUGGCAUGACAUCUCAUUAAAAUUAUUAGCAUGGGGUUGGCUAAUUUGGAUAUUUAUUUUACCAGAAACUAUUGCUAAAACACUUUUUUCUUCACAAGAAUGGGUUGAUUGGCCACAUUAUCGACAUUUUUGUGCUGUUGGUGCUAUAUUAAACCUUUUGAUGAUGUGGGCUGCAAAUCUAGUCGGAUUUGUCGUUGGUUUAGAUGGGAUGAAAGUUUUAUUUACAAAUAUUUUCAUGACUCCUAUAGGAUUAAUGGAACUUGGAAUUGCCUGUAUUGUACUCUUUGGUGGUUCACAGAUACUUUUUGAAAUUAGAGAGGAAGAAAAAAGAAGAGGCAUUAAUUCUGAUAUUAGAUAUUAA
Cetraspora pellucida is the source of this 1713-nucleotide messenger RNA. NCBI's taxonomy places the organism in Eukaryota, Fungi, Glomeromycota, Glomeromycetes, Diversisporales, Gigasporaceae. The record is from the annotation of a GenBank genome assembly.